AUGGCUUUCACUUCUCAAACCUUUGGUGGUAAGAAGUAUGCUUUUUGUAAAAUGAGGAUCCAGAUUUUUCUUGAAUCCGUGGAUAAAGGAGUAUGGGAUGCCACUCUUAACGGUCCAUAUGAGCCCACUCAAAUUAUCCAUGGAAAAGUUAUUUUGAAAAACUUUUCAAAGUGGACUUGGGAUGAGAACCGUAGAGCUAAAUAUGAUGUUAAAGCUAGAAAUGUUAUUGCCUCUGCACUGACCAUGGAUGAAUUUUUCAGGAUUUCCCAAUUCAAGAUUGCCAAAGAAAUGUUGGAAGUUCUUGAGGUGACACAUGAAGGCACAUAUGAGGUAAAGCGUGCCAGGAAAAACUCCCUUGUGCAACAAUAUGAACUAUUCAGGAUGAAGGCUGGUGAGACUAUCUACGAAGUGCAGAAAAGAUUCACUCAUAUAGUAAAUCACUUGAUGGCUCUUAGCAAAGUGUUUGAUAAAGAGGAGAUCAAUAUCAAAAUCCUGAAGAGUCUCAAUAGGAGCUGGCAGCCAAAGGUAACAGCCAUAUCAGAAUCUAGAGAUUUAACUAACAUGAAUAUGGAAACUCUUUGUGGCAAGCUUAGGGAGCAUGAACUAGAACUUGGAAGGCUAAGAAAGGAAGAAGAAAUUGAGGAGAAGAAAUCAAUUACCCUCAAACCCACAAGCAAGAAGUCCUCCAAGAAGGCUGAAUCUGAAAUUGAAUCAGAUGCACAAGUAUCAGAAAAAGAGAUCAUCAACAUGGUGGUAAGAAAAUUUAAUAAGUUCAUGAAAAAUAGAAAUUCAGCUACUGACAAUGCAGGUCCUUCAAGAGGAAGAAAGAGUUCAAGAAACAACACUGUACAGUGCUAUGAAUGUGGAAAAGAAGGUCACAUCAAGCAUGACUGUCCAAACUUGAAGAACAGGCAGAAAGCAAUCACAAAGUACCCUCAGGACAAAAACAGAAAGCAAAGAAAAGCAUAUAUAGCCUGGGAAAACAGUGAUGGUGAUUCUUCAAGCGAUGAUCAUUGCAGUGUGGAAGAGGAAUCAAAUUUAUGUUUCAUGGCAGGGUCUACAAAUUCUAAUGAUGACAACGAUGAUGAUUUUGAAAAUGAGCCUAUCGAGGUGAAGUAUCACAUACUGCUGGAUGCUUUUCAAGAAAUUCAUGUAGAAGCCAUACGACUCCAAUAUAAGGAGAAUCGAUUAUCCUCUUAA
This is a messenger RNA of Vigna umbellata (rice bean), 1200 nucleotides long. RefSeq lists its product as uncharacterized. NCBI's taxonomy places the organism in Eukaryota, Viridiplantae, Streptophyta, Magnoliopsida, Fabales, Fabaceae. Gene Ontology annotation, molecular function: zinc ion binding; nucleic acid binding. The record is from RefSeq and is a predicted model, not a curated record.